Messenger RNA from Linepithema humile (Argentine ant), 2055 nucleotides. Its product is annotated as esterase E4. The record is from RefSeq and is a predicted model, not a curated record. NCBI's taxonomy places the organism in Eukaryota, Metazoa, Arthropoda, Insecta, Hymenoptera, Formicidae.
AAUAGUACAGAACGUUUCUAUUCUGUUUAAUGUGCUCUAUCCGCUCACUAGCGUUGGUCCGCGAGUUAUCGGACACCCUGUAUAUAUACAUAUAUGUAUGCAUGAUAGCACACAUUCUUAAUUGUCUGAGUUAUCGCUUAUCGCUACUUCAGCAUAUCAAGUUUUAAUAUAUAAGCAAUGUACAGACUUUGAAGGUUGCAGUAUCUAAAAUACAACACAUGCAGUAUCAUAUGUGUAUCACACAAAUCAUAAAUCGGAGUAAACGCAUUCUUUUUUCUAUUAUAAAUAAAAAUAGUUUUUAUUCUAUUAUGGAUAAACCAAUUGUAACUGUGAAACAAGGCAAACUACAAGGAAUCUUUGAAGAAAAUGUUCUCGGUUCUCGUUACAUCGCUUUUAAAGGCAUACCUUUUGCGGCUCCGCCAGUGGGCAAGCUAAGAUUUAAGGAUCCCGAGCCUCCCGCUGCUUGGGCAGGUGUCCGAGAUGCUUCCAGAAAUGCUGGCAGUGAAUGUAUACAAUUAACAUCAUUGCCAAAUCCAACGUUGAUCGGUAGCGAAGAUUGUCUUUACCUUAAUGUUUUUAUACCGGAAAAUAUAUAUGGAACAAAGCGGAAUCCAGUUAUGGUUUGGGUUCAUGGUGGAGGCUAUUUUGUUGGCAGUGGCAACGACACUGACAAGCGACCCGAUUAUCUUUUAGCAAAAGGCGUAAUUCUGGUGUCUAUAAAUUAUAGACUCGGUGCUCUCGGUUUCUUGAAUCUUGAUCAUGAGAUAGCAAGCGGAAACCAAGGUUUAAAAGAUCAGGCUGCUGCAUUGAAAUGGAUCAAAGAAAAUAUCGAAACUUUUGGCGGAGAUUCUAACAAUAUCACUGUUUUUGGUAUUAGUGCAGGUAGUUCAUCCACGCAUUUACUUAUGCUAUCGCCGCUAUCCAAAGGUCUUUUCCACAAAGCCAUUCUUCAGAGUGGUAUAGCUACAUGUAAUUGGGCGGUAUUGAAGAACAAACCGGAAGAUAAUGGUUUCAGACUCGCAUCAUUACUCGGUAACGAUUCUAAGGACCCUGAGAAAGUUGUUGAAUUUCUACAAACAGUACCCGCCAGCGAAAUCGUCGCGACGCAGUAUAAGAUUUUUGAUCUGGAACAACGCAUUAUUAAUAUCCCAUUUAGACCCACGAUCGAUGAAAAAGCAAAGACACCUUUUCUUCCACGUCCCAUUUCUCAGUUGCUUCAUGAUGACAAUGAUAUACCAAUUAUGCUUGGUUCUACUUCUUAUGAAUAUAUCAUGUUUCUUAAAGAUACCAGUGAAAACACUUUAAAAACGCAAUACGAAGAUUUACCACGUAAAAUACAAACACUUACGGACUCAGAAGACCCACAAAAAAUAAUGCAAUUGACGGAGCGAGCCAAACAAUGGUAUUUAAAUAAUAAGCCGUUCACUGAAGAGAAUAUCCCAUCUCUUUUACGACUUCUGAGUGAUAUUUACUUCGAUAUCGCUAUUAAAACUUUUACGGAUAAACGAAGAAAAAGGAAACAGGCGCCGGCUUAUCUGUAUAAAUUUUCAUAUAUCGGUAACGAGAUGACCACCACACGACUCAACGGAAAUAAAUUAGCUUUAUGUGGAGCUUCUCAUACCGACGAAUUGUCAUACCUUUUUUACAUACCUAAAUGUAAGGUCAAUGAUCCUAAACCGCCGGCGGUAAAUUCGAAGGAUCGGAAAAUAUUAGAAAUUCUUACGACUAUGUGGAGUAAUUUCGCAAAAACAGGCAAUCCUACACCUGCCUUUGAUCAGCAUAUAAAUACUAUUUGGCCACCAGCAACAGCGGAUGCCUUUAACUGCCUAGACAUCGGAGAUACUCUUCAAGUUUUAACCGUUACUGAUUACGAUUACAUACUGCGAGACUCGACGUUAUAAGAGUUGUACGAAUGAUAAUAUGUUAACUCAUAAAAUUUUAAUGGUUGUUGGUUUAUACACUGUCAGUGUUUAAAACAUUAUGUACCACAUAAAAUAAUGAAUACCUCUCUAUUUGUAGAGGCACUUAUCAAUAUAAUUUGCAUAUAGAUAUAUA